Messenger RNA from Zygosaccharomyces rouxii, 864 nucleotides. RefSeq lists its product as uncharacterized. The transcript has a single exon. The coding region runs from base 1 to 864 and encodes 287 amino acids. The record is from RefSeq and is a predicted model, not a curated record. Lineage: Eukaryota; Fungi; Ascomycota; Saccharomycetes; Saccharomycetales; Saccharomycetaceae.
AUGAGUGUGAUAAGUGACGAAGGUGAAAUGGAUUUAGAAAAGUGUGUACAGACGUUUGAAAAGGAGGAAAUAGAAUUGCCAGAGGACAGUCCUGGUGGAAAGUUGACAUACUUCCUUGCCCCAUAUUUUUUCGAGAAAACAUGGAUAGACGACAUUAUCGCUUCUCUUUUAGGUGCAUUUUUGUCACCAUCGCUUGUACGGUUUCCUUAUUUUAUUCUGCGAGACUUUUAUGGUAAUAAAAUUGAAACUACACUUUCAGACGUAUUUUCUCCCUUAUUGAUGAUCAUUCAUUGCUUCCUAUGCUUUACGUUUUCUUUUUGGAACUUCAUCGACAAUAGGAAAAACGUUGAUAUUGAGAAAAAAGUGCUCCAAAAGUUAUUGAAGGAAGUGGCUGAAAUGGACCUGACCGGGGAUCCAGUAGCUUGGCAAAGAGUUGCAUCUAGAGUUAAUCACUUUUCUGAAGAGGGGGGACAUCAUUAUCCUCUUUUUUACAGUGGGGAGCAUUGUAAACGCUUUUUUGUGAGAGAAAUCGUAAAACCAAUAGAGCGUCAGACCUAUGACAUCCGAUGUUAUUUUGGAGGAGAAAUAUGCAGCAAUUUUUGGAAAAAUCCAUCAAACAAGGCGCUAACUGAGAGAGCACUUGCGAAUUAUAACAAGAGCGUUGAGAACUUUGGUGAAUUAUCACAUACGGCAGAAAAAGAUGAAUUUAGAGAUGGUAUUUUCGAGAAGUUUCAUAGUAUUUUCAACACCUCAAUGUUUUACUUGGUGAUGACAGAGCUAGGGUCCUUUAUGAUUAUGAUGCUGACCUUCAUUAUCUCGAUGAUUUCUUGUGCCAUUUUUAAUUCAUUCGCUACACCUCAAUAG